GUAGACUCAUCCAACACAGAGAUCGAAAACUCAGCAGAGCGCAGAAGUGGAGACAAGUGCAAAUCAACCUGUCGUGCGAAGCGAUGUACUGAACAGGUUCAUGGUUUAUGCCUGGCCUGAAGCGGGGACUCUCAGAUGUAAUCAUCAUAUGUUUCACUUUUUGGCCAAAUAUGAUCCUUUGAAGAAAACAGUCAUCAUGCAGUGGUAGUUAAGCCAACAUCUAUUUAGUCUCAGGAAAACACACUGUUCAUGUUGAAACUUGUGUCAAGUUUGGCUGUCGGCGUCGCGGAUAUUUCUCCACACGCGGUUGAAAUAGCUUAAUCAUUGUCCGGGCCAUGUUAGGUCACUAUGCCUUGCAAAGCAAAGCACAAAGGCAAAACAAGCAGUGGUCUGUGUAAAAUUGGCCUCUGUAUUUGCCUCGUCAAAGACACGUUGUUUUACAAGGCCUCUGUUCAUAUGAAUGAUAAAUAACUACAUCUAUUUAUUUGUCGCCACGUUAGGUUUAUAGGGAUUUAACGACAAUGAAAGAGAUUAUGUGAACUCUGUAUCUUAUGAGUAUCUAGUAAAUGUCGUUAUAAACUUGCAACGACUGGAGCUGCACUGAUCCACUUGACAUCCUAAUGACUUAAUGCAUCUGUAAUCCAAAUCUUGAGAUGUGUAUUCACAUGUGGGGGGAAUAACGCUAAAGUGGGUGAGCAGAACUUUGCUUGUCAGAGGAGACAGCCAUUCGCAUGACUACAGAUUGUGAGUGUUGUAGAAGAUGUCACAAGAUCUUUAAUUUUUAGAAAUGUGGUGGCGUCUAUAUUAGCUGUUCAUUCUUUUUUCAAACUAAGGCUAAUUCCUAUUCUCAGGGGGUCUUAAAGUUCAAGGUUCUGGUGUUAAGAAUAAAAGUGUUUUGAGAAUUAAAAAAUAUCUUGGCCUUAUUAAUCUCAUCUGAAGAGAGCUUCAUCAAACCCUUCCACAAUGACCGAAUCUAGUUCAGAGAAAGUGUUAGGGGAUGCCCUGAGUGUCGGUAAAGAAGACCAGCUGCUGAAGUCCGACGUUUCCAGUGUUGUGGCGGGUCAGAAUCAGAAAGACUUGAAAGUUGGGGACACAGAAGAAGCAAACCAAAGAGGACAGGAUGUGUACCCCCUGGAUGAAGACCCACCUUCAGUGGAAGCCCCACCAACGCACACUGGAGACUUCUUGGAUCUGGACGCAAAACCAACAGAGCCUGCCGCUGCCCCUGCUCCACUGGAGAACGGCCAGCCGGACGACGGCCUGUUGAACGUGACUCCUGAACAGCAGGUGGCCGGAGAGGGUUCAGAGGUCGCCGUGGGCCAGAGCGAUGAACAGAGCCAGUCCGGCGACACUGCCUCCUUCUCUAUACCCAGUCUGGACUUUUCCGAGGGCAACAACGGCGCGUCCGUGGACGAGGCGCCGUCUUCGUCCUACUCGGCCCUGGGAGCAGACGCCGGUUCCCUUAGUGUGGAGGCUGCGUGCCUGGCUGAGGAGGCUUUGCCGCCUGGGCCUUCUGGAGCAGCAGCAGCGGCGGCGGCGGCGACCGCGACCGCGGCUGGUGGGGUUGCCGCAGAGACAGAGGUGCCGGCCAUGCCGGCGUACUACUUUGUGAAGUGGAUCACCUGGAAGGAGAAGAAGACGCCCAUCAUCACGCAGAGCGAGAACGGACCCUGCCCCCUACUGGCCAUCAUGAACAUCCUGUUCCUACGCUGGAAGGCCAAGCUCCCCCCGCAGACUGAAGUCAUCACGACUGAAGACCUCAUGGCUCAUCUGGGAGAAUGUGUGCUUUCAAUUAAACCAAGGGAGACUGCUGAGGGCAUGGAGCUGAACUUCCAACAGAAUAUGAGCGAUGCCAUGGCGGUGUUGCCCAAGUUGUCCACAGGCCUGGACGUGAACGUGCGGUUCACAGGGGUGUGUGACUUUGAGUACACGCCUGAGUGCAUCGUCUUUGACCUGCUGGACAUUCCCCUGUACCACGGCUGGCUGGUUGACCCCCAGAGUCUUGAGAUGGUGUCAGCUGUGGGUAAGCUCAGCUAUAACCAGCUGGUGGAGAAGAUCAUCAACUACAAACACUCCUCCGACAGCAGCCAAGUCAGUGAAGGUUUGGUGGCAGAGCAGUUCCUGGAGUCCACGGCCACCCAGCUGUCCUACCACGGCCUGUGUGAGCUCAACACCACGGCCAAAGAGGGCGAGCUGUCCGUCUUCUUCAGGAACAACCACUUCAGCACAAUGAUCAAGCACAAGGGGCAUCUGUACCUGUUGGUGACGGACCAGGGCUUCCUGCAGGAGGAGAGCCUUGUGUGGGAGAGCCUACACAACGUGGAGGGCGACGGGAACUUCUGCGACUCGGACUUCCGCCUGUGCCACCCUCCGCAGCGUGGCGCGGCUUCACCCACUGCUGCCGCCCCCACCCCUCAGCAGCAACAGCAGCAGAUCGAUCAGGACUACCUGGUGGCCAUGUCGUUGCAGCAGCAGCAGGGUGCAGCCCCGGGGCCGCUGAGUGACCUGGAGUUGGCCAGGCAGCUCCAGCAGGAGGAGUAUCAGCAGCAGCAGCAGCAGCAACAGCAGCAGCAGCAGCAGCAGCAGAUGUCCACAGCGUCCUCCGCACAACAGGGGAGAGGCCAAGCCCCAGCCCAGCAAACACGUCGGCGGGACAAGAAAGACGACUCAGACUGUACCUUAUUAUAGGGACCUUGUUGCCAUUCACGACACCUCACCUGUGCCCUCCAAAUGCUUGUCUGCUUUUGUGGGCAAAGCCAAGGACUUUGCAAGUGCACACUCUCAAACACUUGUAUACAUACAUACAUACAUACAUACAUACAUACGUACAUACGUACAUACGCAUACACAUACACACACACACACACACUUGUGUGCAAACACACAACACUCAUGCAUACUCAUAUUCGUAUACUCAGGAGAACCCAUCUCCUCUGAGCGGUCAUCUUAAUGCCAAACCCAGCACCAUCCUACCAGCUAUGCCAUAAUCCUUAUCCACAAUGCCAACACUCAGCACCCUCUGCUCACAUCCUUGCCAUCUCACUCCACACCACCAGGGCGCAGCAGUGAGCGCCCCCUCAAACUGAAACAUUGUAACAUGGGAAUAAAAAAAAAGGAAGUGAAGUAGCACCUCUUAAAAUGUGAGGCUUUUUCAGCAAAGUGACUAACUGCCAUAAGCUGCUGCUAUUGAGUCGUUACACUGCCUGCAUCUCUCACCCUGGCCUCAGUGGAGCACUCAGUUGUCCAUUUAAACCCUCUUGAUAGAGUGGUCCAUCUAGAAUGGAGUGGCCUGUCUAAUUUAGUGGUGGUCAUGGAAACGAUCAGCAGUGUAGCAAGCCUGUGCCUGAAGAGAAGCUGUAGUAAAUACGAGGCGAACCUCUGAACAUAAUCUGUUAUGUUUUUGGCUGGAGGUAAUACAUGGCAAAAGUAACAAAAUGGUAUAUUUUGUACUGGUUCACCUCAAGUAAUAACAUAGGAGAGAUAAAAAUGAAUGCUUUGUUUAAAAGAUUGAGUAGAGAUCCUAAAAUGUAAUUCUCUCAACGAAGACGACAAACCACAUCCCCGAAAUGGUCACUAGCGUCACCCUCUCCAUGAUCAGUUUUUCCCAUAAUCCAUCUGUGGUCCCCAAUACUAGGAAAUCUCUAUUUUUAGUAUUUAGGGACAUUGCCAUGGUCAGUGCUGAAGUGAGUAAAGGUAUGGCGGCCUGUGUUAAAAAGAGCUCGUCCAGUCCCCUGGAAGAAGGUGUGGACCAUUUAGGCUUCCAUAUUUGAAGGUCCAACGACUGCAGCUGGGGCCUGGUUCUCUUUUAUGUGCACUCUUGGCGUGCUACUCGCUUCUCUUGUGGAAAAAAAAAAAAAUUGUCAACCAAAUGGAUGUCAAAACACCGGUGUGGUUAUGUCUUUUCAAUUUCAUUUUUCUUUGCUUUCGUUUUUAUUUAAAUUUCGAUUUUUGUUCUUUCUGGUGUUUCAACAGCAUAUGUAGUGAAGAAUGUUGGUAUACAGAAUACAAUUAUGUAUU
Molecule: messenger RNA, 4017 nt
Organism: Sardina pilchardus (European sardine)
Lineage: Eukaryota; Metazoa; Chordata; Actinopteri; Clupeiformes; Clupeidae
Gene: mindy1
Product: MINDY lysine 48 deubiquitinase 1
Exons: 10
Coding region: 964-2688 (574 amino acids)
Biological process (GO): protein K48-linked deubiquitination
Cellular component (GO): cytosol; cell periphery
Molecular function (GO): cysteine-type deubiquitinase activity; K48-linked deubiquitinase activity; cysteine-type carboxypeptidase activity
Source: RefSeq, a predicted model, not a curated record